UCCAUCUUCAACCGCCCCAUCAUCCAUCCCGACACCCUACGCGAAUGAUACCCGACCGUCCUAUCUUCCCAUCUUACGUCUCGUCCAUAUACAGCGAUACUUUGUUUUUCUUUUCUUCUUCUUUCCAACAUGGACUCGGUCCGUCGUAAGAGACAGGCAAUCGAUGCGCUCGAUGAAGUCGCGGGCACCGAUUCUCCUGCGUCAAAGAAGUCCAGGUUAGGAGAUGUUCAGAUGACCGACGGCCGUACAUCGCCCACGCAGAAUGGCCAAUCUGAAGAAAAGUCAAGAGAGGAGAUUCAAGAGAGACCAGGACCAGCCCCAGCCAACGGGGAGACGACAGCCGAUGUAGACGACGAUGCCGAACCCGAACCCGACGCCGACGCCGACGCCGACGCCGACCAGGCUCCCAUCAGCGCACCGAUCCGACAAUCCGCGCCCACCGACGGCUACGACGACCUCUACCUCGACACCAUAGAUCGCAACGUGUUAGAUUUCGACUUUGAGAAGCUAUGCUCCAUCAGCCUGUCCAACAUCAACGUCUACGCCUGUCUCGUCUGCGGCCGCUACUACCAAGGCCGCGGCCCCAAGUCCCACGCCUACUUCCACGCCCUCGACGAGGACCACCACGUCUUCAUCAACAUGCAAACCCAAAAGGUCUACGUCCUGCCCGAGGGCUACGAGGUGAAGAGCAAGGCCCUCGACGACAUCAAAUACGUCUCCGACCCGCGCUACACCAGACAGGAAGUCGCCGAGCUGGACCGCCGGAAGACCCUCUCCUGGACCCUGGCCGGCAAGGAGUACGCCCCGGGCUACGUCGGCAUGAACAACAUCAAGGAGAACGACUACCUCAACGUCGUCGUGCAGGCCCUCGCCCACGUCGCUCCCCUGCGCAACUACUUCCUCCUCGAAGACCUGUCCCCGCCGCGUUCCGAGCUCGCGCGCCGCGCCGGCAUCCUCCUCCGCAAGAUCUGGAACCCGCGCGCCUUCAAAUCCCACGUCUCCCCGCACGAGCUCCUGCAGCAGGUCGCCCUCGACUCGGGGAAACGCUUCACGCUGACCCAGCAGUCCGACCCCGUCGACUUCCUCUCCUGGUUCCUCAACCACCUGCACCUGGGGCUCGGCGGGUCCAAGACCAAACCGGGCAGCUCCAUCAUCCACCGCGUGUUCCAGGGCAAGGUCCGCGUCGAAUCGCAAGCCAUCACCGCCCGCGCCGACGCCGGCGACCGCCUCCGCUUCGAAGAAGCCGCCGAGGUCCGCGUCGACACCUCCCGCUUCCUCCUCCUGACCCUCGACCUCCCCGCCGCCCCGCUCUUCCAGGACGAGAACAACCGCAACAUCAUCCCCCAGGUGCCCCUGUCCCGCAUCCUGUCCAAGUACGACGGCCGCCACGCCCAGGAACACCUCGCCCAGCGGAAGCGCUACCGCCUCCUCCACCCGCUCCCGCCCUACCUCGCCUUCCACGUCAAGCGCUUCAGCAAGAACAAGUUCGUCGCCGAGCGGAACCCCACCAUCGUCACCUUCGACGCCCGCGGCGGCCUCGACCUCGCGCCCUACGUCGAGCCCGACCCGCGCCAGCACCCGCCCGGGGAACCCGUCUGGUACGACCUCGUCGCCAACGUCGUGCACGAGGCCGUGCGCGCGCACCGCGAGGACGUCGCCGACGCCGUGGGCGAGGAGCGCAAGACGUGGAAGGUGCAGCUCCGCGACAAGGCCCGCGACCAGUGGGUCGUCUGCCAGGAUUUGUUCGUCGAGAAGGUCCAGAGCGAGCUGCUUUACCUCGGGGAGACGUAUCUGCAGAUUUGGGAGCGGAGGAGGACGCCGAGGGAUACCAAGGGGAAGGCCGAGGCGGGUGUGUAGGGUGGGGGCUGUAUGUACGUACUGUGUGUAUUGUACGUACUGUGUAUAUACUGUGUAAGUGUGUGUAUGGUCUUGUACAAAUAGACCAGAAUUCGAACCACAACGGAGAUUAUAUUCAUAUGAGAUAUUCAUGGAG
Molecule: messenger RNA, 1993 nt
Organism: Sodiomyces alkalinus F11
Lineage: Eukaryota; Fungi; Ascomycota; Sordariomycetes; Glomerellales; Plectosphaerellaceae
Product: U4/U6.U5 tri-snRNP-associated protein
Exons: 1
Coding region: 130-1857 (575 amino acids)
Biological process (GO): protein deubiquitination; mRNA processing; spliceosomal complex assembly
Molecular function (GO): cysteine-type deubiquitinase activity; zinc ion binding
Source: RefSeq, a predicted model, not a curated record